Calypte anna (Anna's hummingbird) is the source of this 5469-nucleotide messenger RNA. RefSeq names its product HIV-1 Tat specific factor 1 (gene HTATSF1). The transcript has 9 exons. Bases 154 to 1503 code for a protein of 449 amino acids. The record is from RefSeq and is a predicted model, not a curated record. Gene Ontology annotation, molecular function: RNA binding. Gene Ontology annotation, cellular component: U2 snRNP; U2-type spliceosomal complex. NCBI's taxonomy places the organism in Eukaryota, Metazoa, Chordata, Aves, Apodiformes, Trochilidae. Gene Ontology annotation, biological process: mRNA splicing, via spliceosome.
GGCACGGGGCGGUCUCUGGCCCCGUCAGGCGGAGCGGGUGCGCGGUUCCCGGCCCCGCCGCCGAGAGGGGCGAGCGGGAGGCUCAGGCCCGGUGCGGGUCCCUAGGCCCGGGUGUUUCUUCCUCCUGCCCCGAAGCCCUCCGAACCUUCGAGGAUGAGCGGCGAGGACGGGAACGAGGAGUUCUAUCGGCAGCUGCAGCUCCAGCAGCAGUGCGAGGCCCAGAGCGGCGGUGACGGGGAGGCCGACCCCUUCACGUACGUGGACCCGGCCGACGGGAACGCCUACGAGUGGGACCGGGAGAAGAAGGCCUGGUUCCCCAAGAUAACAGAAGAUUUCCUGGCAACGUAUCAUGCCAACUAUGGUUUCCAUGCAGAUGAUGCAGACAGUUCAACUGCUUCUGGCACAGCAACUGAAAGUAAGCAACCAGUAAGUUCUAAGACAUCAGGAACACAACCAUCAGCAAAUGAGAAAGGAGCACAAAAGCCAGAUCCAAAACAGAAGGCAGAAAAACGGAAGCUUGAGCCAGGGUGGUUUCAUGUUGAAGAAGACAGAAACACAAAUGUUUAUGUGACUGGUUUACCUCCAGACAUUACAAAAGAUGAAUUUGUCCAGGUCAUGUCAAAAUGUGGCAUCAUCAUGCGAGAUCCUCAGACAGAAGAACACAAAAUCAAACUGUACAAAGACAAGGAAGGAAAUCUUAAAGGAGAUGGCCUCUGUUGCUAUCUAAAGAGAGAAUCAGUUCAACUUGCAUUGAGACUUCUGGAUGAGGCAGAAAUUAGAGGCUAUAAAUUGCAUGUUGAAGUUGCAAAGUUUCAACUGAAGGGGGAGUAUGAUGCAAGCAAAAAGAAGAAGAAAUGUAAAGACUACAAGAAGAAGUUGUCCCUGCAGCAGAAACAGCUGGAUUGGAGGCCGGAGAAGAAAGACGGCGCAACUCGAAUGCGACACGAACGCAUCAUUAUUAUCAGGAAUAUGUUUCACCCAAAGGACUUUGAGGAGGAUCCCUUAGUGCUAAAUGAGAUCAGAGAAGAUCUACGGACAGAGUGUGAAAAGUUUGGUCAAGUCAAGAAGGUUCUCAUAUUUGAUAGACACCCUGAUGGUGUGGCUUCUGUGUCAUUUAAAGAAGCUACAGAGGCUGAUGUCUGCAAGCUAACUCUCAAUGGAAGGUGGUUUGGUGGACGUCAGCUCAGUGCUGAAACAUGGGAUGGUGUAACAGAUUAUCAGGUGGAGGAGACUGCAAGAGAAAGGGAAGAAAGGCUCAAGGUGUGGGGAUCAUUUUUAGAGGAUCCUGAUGCAAAGGAGCAGCAAACUACAUCUGAUUCAGAUUCUGCAGCAAGUAGCAUUAAAGUGCCUGAAGGCAGACAACCUUCAGAAGUUAAUGACACAUCUAAGGAGGAUGCAAAUGAAGCUCUUAAGAGGGAGAAUAAUGGUGAGGGCAUUGCUGAAGAUGGUGCUCCAUCUACAGACAGCAGCCUUGCAGGCAGUGAUGCUGAAGCAGAUACAUAACAUUAUGAAUGCUUUAUCAAAGCAUGGUUUUUAGGGUGAUGUUUGAGUUUAUCCCUUUCUUCAGGGUGACUGCAGACAACGUUCAUACAAAUAUAUACAUAUUAGAAUGUCAUCAACUGUGUGCUUUGAAGUUUUCAUUAAAAGCAGUACUUAAUGAGGUUCUAAAAGUUUGUAUUAAUUGGCUGUUCAGGUAAAGUAACUCAAGUUGCCAAGAAUGCAGUAAAAUUCAUCAGGCUUCUUUUGUUCUAACUAUGCUUGUCAGUGUUUCAUUAUAUAAGUGUGAAAUAUGUUCCAACCCGUAAGUUUAUGUAACUGUAUGUAACUUAAGUAAUGAAAAGCUAUUUACAAGAUUUGUGGAUUUUCCUGUUAAUUUUCCUGUACCCCUUGGAACUCAGUAUCUCUACUCUUGUCCUGAGUGCUUUGGAUCAUUUUAUGCAACAGAUGCUGUGGUAUGUGUUGGGUGUUGCUAUGCAUUAAGUAGCAAAUGAUAAGAGUAGUACCAAGUCACAAACUUAAAGGAAGUGGCAAACAAAGUUGCCAUAGCCACCAUAAGGCAAACUGAGUGGAGAUAAGUUAUUAAAUUGCAGCAUUCUUUAAAUGUGGUUGUUUUUUUUUAUCAUUAUUAUUAUUUCCCUGUUUAAUCUUUUGUUGAUGCUUAGAUCUUCUGUAGAGGCUGGAAUUAUGUCAAGGACACUAGAAAUGCAUGAGCAGCACACACAUUCUGGGCCAUAAUAAAGUAAGACUGAUCUUAAGCUCUGAUGGUCUGUAUGCAGGAGGGAUGCAAAAUAGGCCUUUUGAUAGGUGGGUUGGCUUGCUUUAGUUUUCGCUUUAAUAGUAAAGGUUUUUGUUUAAAUUUUGUUAGGAUGAUGAAGGUGAGUUCUCUUCAACGUUUUAGUUUAGCCUUACGUGCUAUUCACGGUGGGGAGAAUUUCCCAUAAUUCAUUAAAUUCAAAGGCUUUUGGCAACUUGAACUACAGUUUGUUGUUCAAAAGUUAGAAUACUUGAAAACAUUCUUUCAAGUAACAUUCUUUUAUAUAGAAAAGGCUCUCAAAGAUAUUUCCAAAAGCAAGGAUUUAGAAGACAUUCUGACAUGAUCUAUCUUAGUAAGCAGCAGGCUUUCACAAAUAUCUUGGAGCCAUUUUGGACAUAGUUAUUUUUAAUUUAGACUACCAUUAGUUUCAUCCCUAAGGACAGGAGAAUAUGGAUUUAAGCACUAAAGAUUUAGAAUAUUGGUGCUAAAUUCAUAGUUCAUACAGAUGGUUACUAGUGCACGUUUGUAAGGAGGGUCUGUAGAAUUCUGUAUUUUUUCCAGAAGUCUGUCUGGUACUCCAAGUUUGUUUUGGUUCUUUUGUGUUCAGUUUUUUUUUAAACAUGUAGUCAGUAUGUAUGCAUAGCUGUGCCAGCCAGGGUAUCUAAAUUGGCACUUGCCAUUGUGGUUAUAAAUUAUAUCAUUUUGUGACAAAAUACCUGCUCUGACAACAGAGACAUUUGAAAUCAGAAUUUAAAAGUCUUGGGGCUUAUUGUAAGCAUGCACAAAAAAUUCCAGUUUUGAGUUUGACUUUAAAGAAGAGCUGUAACUCUUGUCAGCUAAGAGACCAUUUUCUUACCCUGACAACUAUACAGAUUGUACAUGUCAGCAAAGCAGGUGUUGGAACAGGUCAGGGGAACUGAAGUACUGCCUGAUUUGGAAAUGGCAUAUUGAAAUUACAUCUCUGGGUUGCAUUUGUUCUGCCUUAGUUAUUUUUAUUGGUAAUGAGCACCACAGAGCUUUGAGGGCUGAAGGUUUUGCCAUACUAAGAGUGUCAUUUAGUGUGGUGGGUAUUGCUUUCAGUGGUCCUUCUUUCUUCCAGCUUCCAGACUCCAGGCUUUAGAACUCUUAGACUGCUGUGUUUUGUUAGCUUUUUUUAGAGAGCCUACUCAUGUAACACUCUAGAGUUAAAUCACCUGUUUUACAGUGGAAUUGCAGACAUAGGGAAACUAUUGACAAAUGUAUAAAUGUUGUACAGUUCUAUGAAGCCUUAUCAUGGUGUCAGAUAUAGAAAACAAGGUUAGUGGUAGUGUUUGUAAAAAAGACUUUGAAAAAUAAAGAAUCAGAUGUGCAGUAACCUUCCUCUCUCUCCAACUGAUGUACAGAUUUGAUUGGCUUGCUUCAAAAAUCAAAGAUGAUGUUAGUGUUCUUACCUUCUCCUCCAGACUUCACACUGAAGUAGAGCACCAACAAAAACUGAGACCAAAUGCUUUACUGGCUUUCUUAUUAACUAGGAUUCUUAAGAAAAUAAAAGCUGUUUUUCCAUGAAAAUAUGUUGUUCUGAAGUGUGGCAUUACACUCAAACUUCUAUUUUCCUUUUGUCUACCUCUGUUACUCCCCAGUGAAAUGUAAAAAUAUAUUUUUAUAAACUAUUCAUGGAUUUAGUGAGGCAUUUAAUAGCCUAUGGAGAGGUUAAUGCAGCUGUGGCUUUCUUUUCAGUAGAUUCAAGUUGAGACCAAGUUCUUCUCAUGUUUUCCUUUUCUAAAUGAUGCAAAUUUUUAGGAAUUUGAACAUAAAGUUUUUUGCAGAAGUUAAAAUCACUAUUUUGAUGUAUGAUUAUGAAAAUCAUUCAGGUUAGUAAUGUUUAAUACCAAAUUUUAAUAAAUCUGAAUUCCUUUAUGAACUUCAUUUUUUUUUCCCAGAGCAUAGUGAUUCUAUGAUUAUAAAUAAAUCAGCAAGAAGUUAAAAUCCUAAUAAAAAUUUUACUAUGAUUAUUGUUUAAUUAAAAGUGCUUUCUAGUGACUUGUCUUGCUCAUUAGAAGUGACACUUGCUCAAUUCCUAAUCAUUCUUAGAUUCAGUUGUUCCAGUAUACUGCAUGUUCCUUCAUCCCUAGUUUUUUUUGGUGAGUUUUGUUUAAAAAACAACUGUAUCCUUCCCUAAGUAUGUUAUGAAACCAAAUCUAGCAGCAGGUUUGAUACCAAUGGUGGAUAAUCAGUGUUGCUCCAAUUUGAAGUGUGACAAAAUGGCUGUGGAGCCACUUAAAAGUAUGAACUUAUUUCAGCAUCAUUUUCCAUAGAGAAUCCCUUUCUUAACCAUGCAGUACAAAAUCACUUGCUUAGCUUCAAGACUUGCUGGUGGUUUGAUUUGCAACCUAAUGUUUUUAGUUGUUUUCUGGCAGGGUAAUUGCCUGGAGUUACAAGUGUCCAUCACAGAUUCCAUGGUUUGAGGAGCAUGGCCAAGGUAGACAGCUGGAAGCCAAAAGCUCCAAAAGAAAAGGCCUGUAAGUUGUAGCUGGUUCUCAAAUGUUCAUAAACAGCUGUAAAGAAAGAUUUUUUUCAUUUUGCAUCAAAAUGUUUAUCUGUUUCUCCUGCUAAUUUCUGAAAGUUUAAUUGAAUUUCAGUCCCUCGUACAACUUACUUUUUGUAUAAGGAUUGCAAUUCACUUAAAACCAUUAGUAUGUUGAAUGCAGUGCAUUUUUAGCUAAAACAUGUUCUAGACAUUAUCCAGUUAAGGUUGGUCAAUUUACAAUUACAAAGACUUAAGCUUAAUUCACUUAAGAAAACUUAAAGGUAUUGGAUACUUUGUAAGAACCCAAACAUGCCUUUAAAUUUUCAGUACAAUCAAUACUCAUACCCUGAUUUCUUAAAACAUGUAGCCUAAUCAAACUUAAAACAACAACAAAACCCAAACAAACUAAACUGAAACCCCUCCCUGUACAUAUAAAUUUUAAUUGGAUUUUAAAUUUUUAAUUUUUAUUUCUGUAUUUGAGGAAACACACUGCAGUACGAGAAACAAGUUAUGGAAGUUGUGUACUUGUGUUGAUUUGACUUGUGUGUAUUUUAGUGCUCAUUAUACAAGGCUUGAAGUCUUACUGUCAGGAUACUCUGAAAGUUCUGUAUAAUAUUUAUAGAAUUAUGAAAUCUUUUGCAGCAAAUUGUUUUUUUUGCUCAUUCUGUAAUAAGAAAGUAUAUUGUUAGAUUAAACUUUUCAGUAAGUU